AUGUCCUUCAAAGCGGUCGUUCUAGUCGGAGGCCCACAAAAAGGAACUCGUUUCCGCCCUCUCUCACUUCAACUGCCCAAACCGCUUUUCCCAAUUGCUGGAGUUCCUUUGAUUGAACAUCACAUCGAUCAACUUUGUCAGUUAUCUGGAUUGUCUGAAAUCUUGCUACUUGGUUUUUUCCCCACUGAUCUCUUCACUGAAUUCAUCGAUCGCUGCCAGAAGACCUACCGCGUCAGCAUAAAAUAUCUCGAAGAACCCAAUCCACUUGGUACUGCUGGAGGUCUUGUUUCUUUCAAAGCAACAAUUCUAUCUGGUGAUCCAAAUGCAGUCUUCGUCAUCAAUGCUGAUGUCUGUGGAGACCUUCCAAUUGAAGAUAUGGGAGCCAAAAUUGAUUCGAUCUCUGGUUCCAGUAUGCUUAUGCUUACAACUGAAGCUACACGUCAGCAGUCGGUGAACUUUGGCUCUGUUGUGACAGAUUCCGAAGGAAAAGUAGUUCAUUAUGUCGACAAACCAACGACUUUCGUGUCAACCAACAUUUCAUGCGGAGUUUAUCUGAUGAAAGCAGAGGUCAUCCGACAACUCGAUCUUCCUCUAAAUGGCGAUGGAAUCUGGUUGGAAAGAGACGUUAUCCCUCAACUUGCUGCGUCUGGAAACCUUUAUGCUCUUCACACCACCAGAUGGUGGAGUCAGACGAAAACCGCUGCAGCUGUACUUUAUGCGAAUCGUCACUAUCUUCGUCUUUACAAGAAACGUUAUGCUGCAAGACUGUGCAGAAUUGGAGCUCAAAUUAUAGGAGAUGUAUUCAUUGAUCCAAGUGCCCAAGUGCAUCCUACUGCGAAGAUCGGCCCAAAUGUUAGUAUUGGUCCAAACGCUGUAAUCGGAAAAGGAGUACGUAUCAAGGAAUCAAUUAUUCUUCCGGAGGCUGUUAUUGAAGAAAACGCGUGUGUUCUUCAAUCAGUUAUCGGUUGGCGUUCAAUUGUGGGAAUGUGGGCUCGGAUAGAAGGGAUUCCGCUCGAGCCGAAUCCAAAUCUUCCGUUCGCCAAGAUGGAUAACAAGCCACUCUUCCUUCCGGAUGGUCGUCUCACUCCAUCUCUUACAAUUCUUGGAUCUGAUGUUUCAGUUGCUCCAGAAACUAUCAUUCUCAACUGCGUCGUCUUGCCAUACAAGGAGCUCACGUGUAGCUACAAAAAUCAGAUAAUUCUUUGA
This is a messenger RNA of Caenorhabditis remanei, 1206 nucleotides long. RefSeq lists its product as uncharacterized. NCBI's taxonomy places the organism in Eukaryota, Metazoa, Nematoda, Chromadorea, Rhabditida, Rhabditidae. Gene Ontology annotation, biological process: biosynthetic process. The record is from RefSeq and is a predicted model, not a curated record. Gene Ontology annotation, molecular function: transferase activity. Gene Ontology annotation, cellular component: cytoplasm. The transcript is spliced from 7 exons. Bases 1 to 1206 code for a protein of 401 amino acids.